AACAUGGCGGCGGCGCUGAGGUGCGUGAAGGGAAUGGUUGGCCUGGUGACCGGUGGGGCUUCAGGCCUAGGCUGGGCCACGGCAGAGCGGCUGGUGCAACAGGGAGGCAGCGCUGUGCUUGUGGAUCUGCCCAAGUCCGAGGGGGAGAGCGUGGCCAAAUCGCUGGGAGAGAGAUGCAUCUUUGCUCCGGCUGAUGUGAAUAUUGCUGGAACAUUCAACGUAAUCCGUCUGACAGCAGGUGAAAUGGGACGGAAUGAGCCUGACUCAGAUGGGCACAGAGGGGUAAUCAUCAACACUGCCAGUGCGGCUGCCUUUGAGGGGCAGGUUGGCCAGGCUGCCUAUUCCGCUUCCAAAGGAGGCAUUGUGGGAAUGACACUGCCCAUCGCUCGGGAUCUUGCACCUUUGGGGAUCCGAGUAGUUACCAUUGCACCAGGUCUCUUUGCAACACCUCUUCUGGCAUCACUUCCUGAGAAAGUGAGGACAUUCCUGGCACGGCAGGUGCCCUUCCCAAGUCGUCUUGGUGCUCCGGAGGAGUAUGCCCACCUGGUGCAAUGCAUAGUGGAGAACCCCAUGCUCAAUGGUGAGGUGAUCCGGCUUGAUGGGGCUAUCCGAAUGCAGCCCUGAACUGUAAGCUUGGCCCUGGAAGGGGUUUGCUUCCCCAUCACAAGUCAGGGAUUGUUUCUCUGUCCACUGGACCAUAAUCAUGGUACUUUUGAAUCUGCUGAUGAUUACAGCUGCCUCUGCUAUGUUUCCUCAGCUGGAAUCUAGGUUAGCAAAAGCAAAUGAUUAACAUCUGGACUAUAAUAAAUGAAUUAAUUGUUAAA
This is a messenger RNA of Podarcis raffonei (Aeolian wall lizard), 824 nucleotides long. RefSeq names its product 3-hydroxyacyl-CoA dehydrogenase type-2-like. Gene Ontology annotation, cellular component: mitochondrion. Lineage: Eukaryota; Metazoa; Chordata; Lepidosauria; Squamata; Lacertidae. Gene Ontology annotation, molecular function: estradiol 17-beta-dehydrogenase [NAD(P)+] activity. The record is from RefSeq and is a predicted model, not a curated record. Gene Ontology annotation, biological process: androgen metabolic process; fatty acid metabolic process; estrogen metabolic process. The transcript has a single exon. The coding region runs from base 4 to 624 and encodes 206 amino acids.